Molecule: messenger RNA, 9086 nt
Organism: Ictalurus furcatus (blue catfish)
Lineage: Eukaryota; Metazoa; Chordata; Actinopteri; Siluriformes; Ictaluridae
Gene: asxl1
Product: ASXL transcriptional regulator 1
Exons: 12
Coding region: 870-6032 (1720 amino acids)
Biological process (GO): positive regulation of transcription by RNA polymerase II; animal organ morphogenesis
Cellular component (GO): PR-DUB complex
Molecular function (GO): peroxisome proliferator activated receptor binding; DNA binding; chromatin binding
Source: RefSeq, a predicted model, not a curated record
UGAAGAGUUAAAAAGGGAAAGUAUGUGCAUUGCACUCGUAAGUGGUAUCAGAGACUGCUGUAACUACGUCUAAUAGACAAACGUCACCUAAGCAUGAAUAUAGAUGUGAUUUAUGAAUCUUGAUGCUGAUUUAUGAUGAAUGCGGCUGUGUUCCUGCACAAUAAUUGAAUGAGUGUGUGUGUGUGUAAGUGUAAAAUUAUGGGCGUGUCCCACCCCAGCGCAGUCUGAUACGUCAGAAAAAGAGAGCCGCUUGUGUAGUGAAGGGUUGGCUGCAUGCACGGUCUAUGGUUGGCUGUGGGAGGAAAAAAAAACGCGUUUAAAAGAGGGGGAUGGGGCAAUGAGUUGUUUUGUGUUGCAUUCCUGCAGUGUGCUUGACCUUUGACCUCGUUGUUGUGCUCGCUUCUCCUCGCAUACCAAAGUGAGGGGUUUUCCCUGCAGUAUGCCAGAAAGGAGGUAGCUCACACGCGCUGCGCCCUGGACGUGUUUACUAGCUGCUAGCUUACAAAAGGCUCGCGCUGUUUACCUACCUGAAUCUGCAGUUAGCUAGCUAAAAACGAGGGAUUGCUUUAUUAUUAUUAUUAUUAUUAUUAUUAUUAUUGUUACUAUUAUUAUUUUAACCGAGGCUCGCGCGUUGCAUUGUAGGAGGCCGAGAAGGGAAAACGUCUUCUCUGUCCGUGCGAGAGGAGAAAAAAAAACGGAGAAAAAGGAGGAGUAGGUGUGGAGUGUUGUGAAUAUCGCCGCGAGCUCGGUCAGGUCACUGCUCCGCGCGCUAGCUCUCUAGCUGUUUCACGCGCACACGUUUUUACUAUCCAGCGCUCGCCGAUUAUUCGGCAUAAACCCGCCGCAGAAACACGGACAAGACCGAGGAAAUGAAGGACAAACAGAAGAGGAAGAAGGAGCGCACGUGGGCCGAGGCUGCUCGCAUGGUUCUUGAGAACUUCUCGGAUGCCCCAAUGACACCUAAACAGAUCCUUCACGUCAUCCAGACAAAGGGGCUCAAAGAAAUGAGAAGCGGCACAGCCCCCCUGGCCUGCCUGGUUACCAUGCUCCACUCCCAAGUGAGGGGUGAUAGAGUGAAGAACAGCAUCUUCUUCAAGCUGCCAGGAAGAAUGAGCCUUUUCACACUAAAGAAAAAUGCCCUGCAGUGGACGAAGAACCCGUCAGGUUCUGAGGCUUCAGACCCAAACGCCACACCAGCAGCUUCAUCCACAUCUACGUUCGGUACAGCAGAGGGGGCAGAGCAGGAGAGCGGUGACUCCACAGAAACAACGGCUGCUAGUGGGGAGAAUGAUGCUUCAGUGGAUGAGACUUCCUCCAGUGCCUCUUGCUCCACAGAGCCACAGACACGACUAAGUCGAUCGUCACAGGUAUCUUCUCUCGAGCUAUAUAUAUAUAUUUUUAAUCUGUUUUGUAAUGUAAAUGCAUGCUUUGUGUUGCUAAUUUUUGUCCCUGCCUCUCUACAGUCAGGGAGACAGAGGAAGAAAUCUGUUAUGAUGCCCCGUGUGGUUCUUACUCCACUGAAGGUCAACGGCGAACACGUCCCAUCAGGAGCUGCGGGGAGGCGCAGGGAAGGGUCUAGGGGGGGUCCAGGCCCAGCACUUCGAGCCCGCUCCGAGCUGGGCUGGAAACGCCCCCAGCACUUCAAGAGUAUGCGUGGCCUACGUUCAGGACCCAUGAAGAGGAAUAGGGGUGGUGUAGAGGUGGACUUUGAGACCCCAGGCUCAAUCCUGGUCAACACGAACAUCCGUGCACUAAUUAACACGCGCACAUUUGCAGCAUUUCCUCCUCACUCUCAGCAACAGCUCCUUCAACUUCUCCCUGAAGUAGAUAGACAGGUUGGUCCUGAUGGUCUUGCCCGACUGAGCAGUUCAGCACUGAAUAAUGAAUUUUUCACUCAUGCAUCUCAGAGCUGGAAAGAGAGGCUUGCUGAAGGUGAGUUCACGCAUGAGAUGCAGGUUCGCUUUAGACAAGAGAUGGAAAAGGAAAAGAAAGUGGAGGCAUGGAAGGAGAAAUUCUUUGAGGAGUAUCAUGGCCAAAAAUCUGGCUUAACCCGUGAGGAGGCGUUAAAACUCACAAUGAGUGAUGCAGGAGACGUUUCUGGUUCAGUCCUUGGGGCUGAUACUGCUGCAGCCACACCCAAGAGGAGAGGCGUCGGAAGACGACGAAGGGAGGGCCGUAUCAGGAGACGAUCACGUGCUGACCUCAGACGCAGGGCGCGCCGCCCACUCUGCAAGGCCACUCCUGCAGCAGUGACUCAAGAGCAAGAAGAGACCCAGGCAGCUUUGGAAGAUGUGGCCCCAACUACGUCACCUGUCCCAGAAACCAGCACGGUGCAGGCAGAGGUUGUUCUUCAAGCCGAAUCAGUAUCAGAAGCUCCAGUGGAGACACUCUGUACAGAGGCAGCUCCCUCCCCUGCCCCUGUGUCUACUCCUACUCCUCCUGCGUCUACAAGCUCAACCUGCGAUGAACCAGAAGGUUCCACCAGCCUGUUGCCUGAAGUUGUGGAGCCCACUGUUGCCUCCACCUCCUCGCCUUCCUCAUCCUCUUCCUCAACAUCCUCAUCGUCCUCUCCAUCGUCAUCACCCUCCUCUACCUCUGACCGGCAAGGAGCUUUUGCUGCUAGCUCUGACUCAUCAUCUUCCUCCUCAUCCUCAACUGCUGCUGUUGCCACUGACCCACUGGAUGAUGGUGCCUCAAUCACCACUGGCACAGCAGGUACCGGUGCAAGCAGCAGGGAGAGCAGCCCCGCAGCAAGUCCUGCUACAGCCAGCCCUGCCAUCCAGCUCAAGGAUCAGAAGAGGAGACCUGACGAGUCCCAGGCCUUCACCAGCUUUCCCGAGAAGAGGGCACGAUUGGAUGAGCAUCAGUCCUUUCGUAACACAGUUGACUGUGUGCACUCAGAAAAGCCGCAGCCUACAACAGAGGAACCCAAGGUCCCGCCAAUCCGGAUUCAGCUCUCCCGGAUCAAACCUCCGUGGGUCAAAGGGCCGCCAACGUACCAAAUCUAUCCCCGCAUCGUGCCCCCCAACGAGGGGUCGCGGCGCAGUGGGACGGGGGCGCGCACCUUGGCGGACAUCAAGGCCCGUGCCCAGCAAGCCCGUGCACAGCGGGAAGCCGCUGCUGCUGUUGCAGCCACUGGAGACGGGGCAGGGCCUGGGGGGGGCGGCCCGGGGGGUGGUACUGGGAUACCGGAUUGCUCCAGCGGGAGGCGUUCGAGAGAGCACCCGGGUCCCAUUGAACCUGGAGGAGGAGGAGGAGGAGGAGGAGGAGGAAGAAGAGUUGAUGUGGAGGGCCAGGAAUCGCCUGCAAGCACUCAUUCGUCUGGAACACAACUACAGCUAUCCAAUGUAGAAACUCCAGAAAAACCUCAAGCCUCUACCCCACAAACUAUGCCAUCUCCAUCGUCUGUGUCAUCCAAUCCUUCAGUGCUACCAUCUGAGUCCCCUAAAACCCUCACACCGUCACCAACCGAGUCCGACAGUCCAGCCUCCCAGGACCAGGUGGAUGAUGUCUGUGGAGGGGAGGAGGUGACUGUCAGCUCCAGUGAUAAAGCCUCUGAGCAGACCUCGGACACUCCUGUGCCUACUCCCAGUGAGCCUGAGUCUGUAGGCAGUCAACAAGAGAGUAGGGUUGAAGAACCAGAUUCAAAUGACAGUAGAACAGUGACUCCCAAUUACACAGUUACAUCAGUGCCCAGUGAAGCAGUAAAUCUUGUUCCCACAUCGAUACCUGACUCACUGCCUAGGUUUGGUGCCCAAGGUGUGGAUGUGAUCAGAACCUUGGCAGCAUCAUCUCAGUCUUGGGAAGGUGAGCAGAAUUUGGGUGAACAUCGUUCUGGCACCACCGGGGUCAUUCAGCACGGGUCAGAUGUGAAAGUCCCCAAAGAGACAUUUGUUGUAGCCCGCAAUGGUUUUGUAGGUGGUGCAGAGGAUCAUGUGGUUAGGGAGAGAGUAUUGCAGGAGCACAAGAGUGCAGAGAUUGAGACUGGUGGUAAAUAUGUAAGUUCCCUCUCAUGUCUACCAAAUAAUAUGAGAGAGGAAGAUAAUGGUAUGCACAGUGACUCCACAGAGACGGCAUCAGACUUUGAGAAUGAAUCUCAAGAGGAUGAUACAGUGGACUGGCACAGAACAAUGGACCAUAAUGGAGUGCAGGGUCAGAAUACAAAGUCUCAGAAUCAGCCUGUCAUUCAGACACCAACUCGUCUUACUUCAUGCACUUUGAGCUCUCCCCAGCAUCAGCAGCCUGUAAUCCAGGCCCAUGUCUCUAACCCUGCUCAUAGCCAAACUGUCAUUCAGGCUCGUUUUCCCAAUGGCAUGCCAAACCAGCCAGUGAUUCAGACACAAAAGUACCAUUCAGUCCACACCCAUGGCAUAAACCAUGUCCAGGAGCAAAAUUCCAAUGCCUUGACUCGGGUCCAUGUGCAGCCAUAUCUCAUGCAUGUAGAGAAGGACCAAAGCAAGGCUCACGGUCUUAAUGAGAGUAGCAGUGGAGGAAAGCCAUUUAGCCCAAUAGAAGAUGAUGCAAAACCUUUCUGCAGAGCGCUUACAGAUGAUUCUGGAUUAAAAAACUCUGCCAGUCUUUCUGCUGUUAAAAGAAUUCAAGGUACUGUGCGACCUGUAUCCUCUGUAGAGGCAAACAACCCUCUAGUUACCCAGCUUCUUCAAGGCAGCCUACCUUUGGAGAAAGUCCUACCCCAGUCACACUCUGCAAGUAAGCUGGAGAUAAAUAGACUCCCAGGGGCACCAGCUGGUUUGCCAUCCAACCGCCAGCCUGGAGGAUCUCCCAUAAACAUGGCUCCCCGCUUCAGAGCUCCAACUGAAACAGAACCUGCUGGUUCAGACUUUCAGCACAAAGCCCCUUCUACUCAUCACCUGUCACCUGUGCCUGGAAGAAAUUAUGGUCCCUCACCACCUGCCAUUUCACAGCCUCGGAUGGCAUGCUUGCUUGAUGAAGCAAGCUCCCGUGGCACAGUUGUCCAGCAGUUUGUUCCUCAGCAGUCAGGGAGUGUUGUGCCUCCUGGUGCAGUACCAGUUAUCACCCCCCUCCCAUCCUCCACUUCUUCCUCUUCUAGGCAUUCAAUGGACAUGAACUCUCAAAGUGCUCAAGCUUUGGAGUCAGCUGUGAUAAAAGAGCACCACAUCCCUCAGCCUUCACGUGGUGACACUCCAGACAGGCAAGCAGCUGGUCUUCAGCAACACUCUCUGAACCUCUCCCAGACAAUCUGCAGAACAACACCUGAUGCUCCCUCCCCUCCACAUGGUGACCUUUGUCCUUCUGAAGUUUUACCUACUGUUAAGAUCAGCUGGCGCCCAUCCAAAUCACAGCCACCCCAACCUCAGUCCUAUCAGCAACAGCUCGCUCAUGGGGCUAGUGUGAAAAAUGAAGUCUCCUCACGCCCCUCGUGCCAGCAAGCUCUCACCAAAAAUUCACAGGCAUCAAUGGGUGGCAAUGGCUCUGUUGUUGUAACCAAAAAAGAACCCCAGAGCUCCAUAGACAGUUAUACAGGAAGUGGGGGAGCCAUGGAAGGACUGCUCAACAUGGAAAUGUCACUUGUAAGAAUGGCAAAAAAAGAGCAAGGCAAAAAUCUUUACAUCCGUCAUACAGACUCCUCAGUCUCACCUGUGUCCUCUUCUCCUUCCUCUACCUCUGCCUCGUCAUUUCCCUAUCAUCUGUAUGGAAAGCUGCCCAAGUUGCAGCAGAGUGGAGUUGGAGGUGCACUGGGUGGAGACACUGGAGGAGGGUCCUCAUCUGGCUUCAGCUACACAGCUAAUGUCUCUGUAGUGGACGGUAGCGGCUUCUCACGCAGCAUAGCAGAUAGUGUGCUGCAGCUGCGGCCACGUGUAGGGAACACUGGAAGCCAGAGCACAGCCCUUAGUAUCCAGGCAUUUGCUGACAGUGCAGCAGAGGAGGUGGCACUUAAGUGCUCCUGCCGCCUCAAGGCAAUGAUUAUGUGCCAGGGGUGUGGUGCCUUCUGCCAUGACGAUUGCAUUGGCCCUUCCAAACUCUGUGUUUCCUGUCUGGUGGUCAGAUAGUGUGUUACAGCACCUCUGAACUGAGUCCAACUCCGUGCUAAUGCAUUGGCGUCCCAAGACUUUACCUGUUCUCAGAAACCAGAGGAACUUUUGGACUCAACUGAGCAAAGAAUAUAUGGUAUUACUCUUCGUGUGGAUACCUGGCCUGAUUUUUGAUGUUGGAUAAAGCAAAACAAUAGGGCUGGUAGAUGCCCUGCAAGAUCAAAUUUAGUCUGUAUUUUUGCUUCAUAUUUUUUUCUAUUGCUGUUAUGAUGGUGUUAUGAUGUGUAUUAUUAUUAUUAUUAUUAUUAUUAUUAUUAUUGUUAUUAUUAUUACUGUUAUUAUUAUUGUUAUUAUUAUUAUUAUGACUAUUAUAAUUAUUGUCGGUAUUAAGUGAAUUUACAUGGCACGGUUGAUUGUAGAUUGUGCCUUUUCUUUCUUUUCCACAAAACAUUUACCUCAUCUACUUGACACCAAUCAUUGGUUCAGUGUGAAAAUGGUGGUGUUCAUGUUUGCAUUUUUCUCUCACCUACCUCUCUAAAAAGAGAGAGUGAAGAGUUGUUUUGCGCAUCUUGUCUUGCAAAGAAAUAUUUUUUUAAAUCAUUAAACAAGCCAAUUCUUUUGUUAUUUUGUAAGUGCUUCCUUUCUUUUUUAUUUUCUUAUCCAAAGUGAAGUCCAGUCUGUACUUGGCAGUUAAGCACAGUAUUCUAAUCUAAUAAAGCUGACAAUGAACAGAUUGGCUCCUACAUUUACUUUCCUUUUUACUUGCACUGUAAUAUGCUGUGUUCUGUGGCUUAAGAAUCAUUUCUGAACAGAUACAGUGCUGUGAAAAUUUGCUGUAUUUCUGUGUAAAAAUUGUGUAUUUGCCCUGAUGUCUUCUGGUUUUCUACAUCUCGUACUAAAUAGUUUUAGAUCUUCAAACAAGAUGCAACAUAAAACAAAGGCAACCUGAGUAAACAGGGUUUUGUUUUUUGUUUUUUUAUUGAAGCAAAAAAAAAAGUUAUCCAACACUUAUCACCAAUAUGAAAAACUAAUUGCCCACUUAAACUUAAAAUCUGGCUGUCCCACGUUUUAGCAGCAAAAACCAACCAAACGCUUCUGAUAACUGGAGAUCAGGCUUUCACUUACUCACUCAUUGUGUUUUGGAUAAUUUGUCUUGCUGCAUAAUCCAGUUGCUCUUGAGUUUCAACUUACGGACUGAAGACCGGGUAUUCUCUUUUAGGAUUUUCUGAUACAGAGCAGAAUUCGUGUUUCCCUCAAUUAUUGCAAGUCGGGUUAGCAGUGGUUUUCACCUUGCCACUCUUCCAUGAGCGCCACUUUUGCCCAGUGAUUUUCUGAUAGUGGAGUCAUGAACAAUGACCUUUUAUUGAUGCAAGAGAGGCAUGUAGGUCCUUUUGAUGUUGUCCUUGGCUAUUUGGUGACUUCCUGGAUGAGUAUUUGCUGUGCUCUUGGAGGAAUUUUGAAAGAUCGGCCAGUUCUGGGAAGGUUCCCUACUGCGCCAUUUUUCCAAUUGGAGAUAAUGGCUCUCACUGUGGUUCUUUGGAGUCCCAGAGCCUUUGAAAUAGCUUUGUAACCCUUCCCAGGCUGAUGUAUUUCAAUCACCUUCUUCCUCAUCAUUUCUGGAAUUUCUUUCAAUUUUGGCAUAGUGUGUUACUGCAUAAGACCUUGAGUGUUGAUUUGAUUGAACAGAGUUUGCAGUAAUCAGGCCUGCUUGCGUCUAGUCCAGCUGAACCCCAUUAUCAAUACAGUUUCAUAGAUUUGGGGAAUUAGUAACUAUGGGGUCAAAUACAUUUUCACACUGGCCCAGCUGGAAUUGGAUAACUUGCUUCAAUAAUUAAUGUUAUCAUUUAAAACUGUAUUUUGUGUUUACUCAGGUUGCUUUUGUUUUAUCUUCCCUUUUGUUUUAAUUUCUGAAACAGCUUGGUAUGAGAGAUGCACAAAAACAGAAGAAAUCAGCAGAUACUUUCACACCACUGUAUAUGAAUAUCUUGUUUUCCCCAUCAUAACCACUACCACACAAUUUAUCAUGUUUGUAAUAAUAUUAAUCAAUAGCAGAAAUUUGGCUCCUGCAGUCAAAUCUGAAGUUUAUAUUCAUGAGGUUUUUUUUUUUUUUUUAAAUUGCAAUAUCAAGGUCUGUUUUACACUCUCAACCUUUUGUAGGAGUAUUUUAAUGUAAUGUUAUAAAGGUUUUAAUGGAGUAGCACAGUUAUGUAAUUUUCUCAGUACUAGACAUCAAACAUGUGCAACUGAUGUAGCGAAAACAUGUAAUGUCUGGAAUGGUCAGCCUUGCACAUUUUAAUUACAAGUCAUGUUUGUGUAUGCAUUAUGACUAGAAUGUACAGUUUCCUUCCCAGGAAUUCACCUUGAUUUUAUUAUUGCUCUAUUUUUCUGUUGUUUUUUUUAUGUAGCCUGUAUCACUCAGAAGGACUGUCCGAAAGGGAGGCCUGUCACAAUAACACUUUUUGAUGGAUGAUAUAUUGUCCCAGAAAUAAUUGCGAUAAACAAUAUUAUUGUCAUUUUAAGACUAUUUUAUGCCACUGAUUUAAUAAUAUAAUAGCAUAAUGCAAACAAUACACCCUUUGAAAGAGCAAAGAACUUUUCAUUCUUAAGAAUAUUCAGACACUGGAAUUGGUGUGUCAAAUAGUUUGUCUUCUGAUGAAAAUAUCCUUUAAAUUUAGUCAAUAUUUCAUCUUAUUUAUUAAUAUUAAUCAGUUUUUCUCGGACGAAAAUGGCAUCAAAUAUUAGUCAGUAUUUUAUUUGAAGAGAAAAUGCAAAUUAAAUGAAAUAUUCACACAUUUUCUAUGUUAACUUAAACAUGUAUCAACGACAACGUGAAAACCUGAUCACCUGAAAUAUUACGAGUACUCUAUUGUAAUACAAUAUUGUGAGUUCUUUAUGCUUUAGUUAUUCAUUGUGUUUUAGUUAGUUGUUACUAAAAGAGCGUGACAUACAGUGUCCUCCACUAAUAUUGGCAAGCUUGGUAAAUAUGAGUAAAGAAGAAUGUGAAAAAUUGUCUUUAUUGUUUAACCUUUUUUUUGUUUUCAAAAAAAAAAAAAGUCACAAAAAUUCUGCUCA